Molecule: messenger RNA, 2249 nt
Organism: Hyposmocoma kahamanoa
Lineage: Eukaryota; Metazoa; Arthropoda; Insecta; Lepidoptera; Cosmopterigidae
Product: arylphorin subunit beta-like
Exons: 5
Coding region: 33-2138 (701 amino acids)
Source: RefSeq, a predicted model, not a curated record
UAGAGGUACAGUCGGCGAUCUGUCAGGAAAUAAUGAAGACAGUCGUGUUUCUCGCUGGCCUUGUGGCCUUGGCUAUUGCAGGGACCGUCCCUUCGCACCAUCAAGUGGCAACCAAACCUGUUGAUGCGGAAUUUGUUGCAAAACAAAAGAAGGUUUUGUCCCUCUUUGCCUCUAUCGGUCAGGUUUACCCUGAAGCCGAAUGGUACAAAAUCGGCAAGGAAUACGACGUCCAUGCUAACAUUGACAACUAUACGAACAAGAAAGCCGUUGAAGAGUUCCUGACUUUGUACAAAUUCGGUUUUAUGCCGAAAUAUGAGGUCUUCUCGAUCUUCUACGAAAAUAUGAGGGAGGAGGCCGUUGCCCUCUACCACUUAUUCCACUACGCCAAGGACUUUGAUACCUUCUACAAAACCGCUGCUUGGGCUCGCGUGUACCUUAACGAAUAUCAAUUUGUCUACGCUUUCUACAUUGCUGUGCUCGUACGUCCAGAUACCAAAGGCUUGCUUGUACCGGCUCCUUAUGAAGUCUACCCUGAGUUCUUCACGAACACCGAAACCAUGACCAAGGCUUACCGCAUGAAGAUGCAGGAUGGUACCAACCAGCCUGACAUCGCUCGCAACUACGGUGUUGUCAAGGAAAAUGAUUACUACGUCUACUAUGCUAACUAUUCCAACUAUUGGAACUACGAUAAUGAAGAACAAAGACUGUCUUACUUCACUGAAGACAUUGGCCUUAACUCUUACUACUUUUACUUCCACAUAUACCUCCCCUUCUGGAUGAAGGGCGAUGACUAUGGUAUUCUGAAAGAGCGUCGUGGUGAAUUCUACUACUAUUUCUACCAACAAUUAAUGGCUCGUUACUACUCCGAACGUCUUACAAACGGCUUGGCUGAAAUUCCUGAAUUCACUUGGUGGAAGCCAAUCAAGCAUGGAUAUAAACCUUUCUUGUCUACUCUGUACUAUCCCUUCAUCCAGAGGAAUGACUACUACACAAUUCCUGCUGAUAAAUACUACGAAGAACUUCAAUUCUUGGACACUUACGAGAAGACCUUUAUGCAAUACCUGCAGCGAGGACACUUCCAGGCCUAUAAACAAGAAGUCGAUUUCCAUAACUCCAAGUCCAUCAACUUCGUUGGUAACUUCUGGCAAACUAACCCCGACCUGUACGACCACUCCUCGCCUAGAAACUACUUCCGGUCUUACGAAAUGACCGCCCGCCAGCUCCUUGGUGCUGCCCCUGAGCCUCUUGAUAAAUACACGGUUCCGCCUUACGCCCUGAACUUCUACCAGACCUCUCUGCGCGAUCCCGUGUUCUACCAGCUCUACAGCAAGAUUCUCAAAUACAUCCUAGAGUACAAAGAACACCUAGAGCCCUAUACUCAGGACAACCUCCAUUACGUUGGUGUAAAGAUCAAUGACGUGCACGUUGACAAACUGGUUACAUACUUCGACUUCUAUGACUAUGAUAUCACCAAUGGAGUGUACAAGAAUAUGGAGGAACUCAAGACCAUGACUCCCAGGUACAAGGUUCGUCAGCCGCGUUUGAGUCAUAAGCCUUUCACCAUUACCAUCGAUGUCAAGUCUGAUAUUGAAGGCGAGGCCGUAUUCAAAGUUUUCUUGGGUCCCAAGUACGACAGCAAGGGUUACCCCAUCAAUAUUGAGGACAACUAUAUGAACUUCUAUGAACUAGAUUGGUUCACAUACAAACUCAAAUCCGGUCAAAAUAAGAUUGAGCGUGAUUGCAAUGAGUUCUUCGUCUUCAAAGAUGACUCUCUGCCCGUCACUGAAAUCUAUAAGUACUUAGAACAAGGCAAGGUGCCUCUUGAAAUGUCUGAGAAACCCGAGUACUUCCCUAAGAGAUUAAUGCUGCCUAAGGGUACCGAUGGUGGUUUCCCAUUCCAGUUGUUCGUUUAUGUCUAUCCUUACCAACAACCUCCUAAGGAGUAUGAGAACUUCAACUUCUUAGUUGAUAGCAAACCUCUUGGCUAUCCGUUGGAUCGCCCGCCAUACGAGCCUUACUUCUACCAACCCAACAUGUUCUUCGAGGAUGUGUACAUUUAUUUUGAGGGUGAGCACUUCCCUUACUCUCUGAACAACCCCUUCUACGUUCCCCACCGAAACGACAUGCAUCACAAAUGAAUAAAUAGUCUACAAUAUUUUAGCAUAAAUUAGCUUCACAAUAGAAUCUCAGUUAAAAUGUGAGCGCCGAACAUAUUUAUUUGUAUGUAUGAAAAUAUUAAUGUACCUUGU